AUGUUGCAAGUCGAUGAGGUGGGUGACAAGGUUGUUCUUACAACCUUCAUAGGAGGACUACAAUCAUCCAAAUUCCUUUUCUCUUUAUCCAAAAACCCACCAAACAGUAUAGUAGAGUUAUUUAUUAAGGCCCAAAAACAUAUGAAUGUCGAAGGUGCUAUGAAUUCUAGGCUGGGCAAAGGAGUCGACGACAAGAAAGGAGAUAAGAAGAGGUUAGCCUUUGUUUCCAAAGACGAAAGAGACUCCAAAUUUAGCAAGCCGGAUAGGUCCCCGAAAGUCCCUAGAGGGCGAGACAGCUACACUAACUUCACUCCUUUGAAUGCUCCUAUUAGUAAAAUCCUAAUGCAGCUCCAAGAUGACCACACCUUGAAGUGGCCCCCUAAGUUGAAGUCAGAUUUUACAAGAAGGUCUAAAGACAAGUAUUGCUGGUUCCAUAGAGACUAUGGGCAUAAUACCGAUGAUUGCCUUGACUUAAAAAGCCAGAUUGAGAGCCUAAUUCGUCGAGGGAAGUUACAUGGGUACGCAGCAGUAGAUCGUGAGAAGGGUACGGGUCAACCUAUUCGCGAAAAUAAGGAAAAUAACCCUCUUAGGCACCCAUUGGGUGAAAUAAGGGUGAUCUCUGGAGGACUCACAGGUGGGGGAAAGUCAAGCUCGGCACGAAAGGCCCACAUCAGGAGAGCCCGGGGUCAACAAGAGCAGGGCAUUGGUGAAUUAAGAGGUGACCAAGCAACAGCGAGGGAAUGCUAUGCCGCCGUUCUAAAACCAAAACUGUUGAGGGAAACAUUGGCUAUUGAGACACCAGAAGGGUUAAUGGAUAAGGAACCCACUCUAAGGGCAGAACCAGUAGAAGACCUUGUGGAGAUAGAUUUGGACGAAGAAGGAACUGGGAAAAAAGUGAGUAUAGGGUCACUGCUCGACCCCCUCAUCCGGGAUUUGCUUAUUUAA
Messenger RNA from Cornus florida, 945 nucleotides. RefSeq lists its product as uncharacterized. Bases 1 to 945 code for a protein of 314 amino acids. The record is from RefSeq and is a predicted model, not a curated record. The transcript is spliced from 2 exons. NCBI's taxonomy places the organism in Eukaryota, Viridiplantae, Streptophyta, Magnoliopsida, Cornales, Cornaceae.